This is a messenger RNA of Daphnia pulicaria, 3382 nucleotides long. RefSeq lists its product as uncharacterized. Lineage: Eukaryota; Metazoa; Arthropoda; Branchiopoda; Diplostraca; Daphniidae. The coding region runs from base 159 to 3215 and encodes 1018 amino acids. The record is from RefSeq and is a predicted model, not a curated record. The transcript is spliced from 5 exons.
GUUUUUUCGUUUUGUAAACACGUGGAAAAAAAUGACUUAAAUGAGUGGUAUGAAUUGGAGGUAGAACGAAUAAUCGGAUAACUGUGGUCUGUGCAAGUGAAACGUUAUACAACCUUUUCAACUAGUAUUCGUUUUAAGAAUUUGGAUUUGUGACGAAAAUGACGAAGCAUCUCGAGGGAGUUCUGGAUAGGAAGUUUUAUGAUUUGUCCGAAGCAUACAAAUCACGUGGAGAACUUGUCUUCGAUAAUAACAUUGCAACGCAAAGUGAAGUAGAAAAUUCUGGAGUUCAAUAUCCCCAAAAGCAGGAUGGUAGAACUUGCCAAACUGAGGGACCUGAUUUUGAAACAUCACCCAAGUUAGCAGCCUUCAUCGAUGAAAAUAUCAUUGGAAAAAAAAAUUAUUUUGUGAGUCCUUUCGGAAAGAGAAAAGUAGUUUAUUGUGAUUACACUGCCUCAGGAAAGUCGUUGCAUUGCAUUGAAAACUAUAUUAUGAAUGAAGUCCUACCUACAUAUGGAAAUACCCACACAACUUCUUCAGUAACUUCUUUGCAAACAACUCUGUUUCGUCAUGAGGCAAGAGAAAUCUUCAGAAAUGCACUUGGAGCAUCUGAAGAUGAUGCUGUGAUAUUUGUAGGUAGUGGCUGUACUGGAGCCGUUCACAAGCUAAUCAAUGGACUGGAUCUCACCGAACCACCAAUUGUGUUUGUAGGUGCCAAUGAACAUCAUUCCAAUCUUAUACCAUGGAGGGAAAUAGCGGCAAAAGUCGUUCGUAUCAAGGAAGAUUCAAAUGGCCUUCUGGACAUGUCUGAAUUGGAAUUUUCAUUGACAACAGCAAAAAAAGAGAAUCGGAAAAUGAUUGGCUGUUUUUCUGCUGCGUCUAAUAUUACUGGUACUUUGUAUCAGGAUAUGCAGAUAACCGUACUACUACGUCGAUUCGGAGCUCUUUCUUUCUGGGAUUACGCGACGGCUGCUCCAUAUGUCAAAAUAGCUAUGAAUCCCACCACUGUUGAUUAUCCAUCAGGUGUUGCUCAUAAGGAUGCGAUAUAUUUCUCUAUGCACAAAUUUGUUGGUGGCGUACAAACUCCGGGGAUCCUCGUUGUCAAGAAGUCUCUACUUCAAAAUCAUAUUCCCAACGGUGCUGGAGGAGGGACUGUAUUCUUUGUAGACAGAGAAGCUCAUCUGUAUUUGCGCGAUGCAGAAAUGAGAGAAGAAGGGGGAACUCCAGCUAUUGUGGAAAGUAUUCGAGCUGGUGUAGUGCUAAAAUUGAAGGAAAAUGUCACAUCUGAGUGGAUUAUGGAGCGCGAAGAAGACCUCGUUCAACUCGCUUAUACAAAAUGGAAAAGCAUUCCGGAACUCAUUCUUCUUGGAAGUACAAAAGCACCGCGGUUGGCGGUUUUUUCGUUUAUGGUUCGUAAUUUAGCUACUGGAUAUUAUUUACACCACAAUUUCGUUUGUGCUUUACUGAACGACAUGUAUGGAAUCCAAGCUCGUGGAGGCUGUGCUUGCGCCGGCCCGUACGCUCAAGAUUUACUUGGAAUUGACGAAACUCUCUCUCAUCGUUAUCAAGAAAUUCUGGUCGAAGAUAACCGUUUGGACCGAACACAUCUGCGGCGUAAAGAAGAGCAUUCAUGCUACGAAAUUCUCCGUCCGGGGUUUGCACGCUUAAAUCUACCUUACUUUGCUUCCGAUUCGGAAGUCGAAUUUAUCAUAAAUGCAGUUAUUGCUGUUGCUAAAAACGGCUGGACCAUGUUGCCUCAUUAUCAAAUGAAUGCCGAAACUGGCGAAUGGCAUCAUCACACUCAGUUGUCAUUCAAGAAUCGAAAAUGGAUUGGUAAUAUUGACUUCAAUCUAGGCCAUAUGAUCGUCCGCCAUCCUAGAGUUCCUGACACACAAGAUGCACCGACUGACUACGACGAUUGCCUAAGACAAGGAGAAGAAAUUUUUGCACGAGCUUUGCAAGUGACUUCAACGAUGAUUAUUCCAGAUCAGCGGCAAGGUUUCAAUACUGAAGCGUCUGAGCUCCGAUGGUUUCUUUUGUCAAGUGAAGCCAAAGAUCUUCUUAGUGGAGUUGUACUGCCAAAGAUCGUGACGCCUUUCCAUCCACGAGAAUAUGCCUCUAGUAUCCAUGAAUACCAUUUACAACAUUACUCCACCGUUCCAUCCCGUAGAAAUGGGUCUAAAAUAUCUACCGACGAAAUCACACCCAUGGUAGAACGGAACGGAGAUAAUGAAACGGAAGAAGACUACCGGUACGUUGAAAGCAAGGAUAAGGAUAAGGACUGCUACGACGAUGAAUCUCCAGACGAAUCAGAAAGCUUCUUAAUGGACGCUCUCAAUUUCGACGAUGAUGAAGAUGAAGAGUCGAGAGCACUGGCUAUGAAAACCAUUGCGAGGAAUGCGAGUUCACGACUGUGGAUGUCACCAAUGAAAAACAUUAUGAAACCGACAUUGGAGGCACUAUUGCGUUACAAGAUGAUCAGCAACGGUGAUCGUGUGCUCGUUUGCGUUUCUGGCGGAAAGGACUCGCUCUCUCUUCUACACACCCUUCGUCAGUACCAGAAACAGAGUAAAGGAUUUGGCAUUAGUUUUGAUAUAGGGGCCAUAACUGUUGAUCCUGGAAGCUCCUCGUAUGACCCUUCACCACUUAUUCCUUACAUGGAACAGCUUGGGAUUCCUUACUUCUAUGAGCGACAAUGUAUCAUCACAAAAGCCAUGGAUAUCCCCGACGUCGAUUCUAUUUGCAGCUUUUGUAGUAGGCUAAAGCGAGGCCGGAUAUAUGCAACUGCGCGAAAUCAUGGUUUCAAUGUAAUAGCCUUAGGCCAACAUUUAGAUGAUUUAGCUGAGAGCUUUCUUAUGUCGACCUUCCACAAUGGACGCCUGAGGACCAUGAAAGCCGCUUACGCUAAUCGCGAGAGAGAUUUAAAAAUCAUACGGCCGUUCGUCUACGUUCGGGAAAAAGAACUUCGCCAAUUUGCCAGCGAGACUCGUCUUCCAGUUAUACCAGAAAACUGCCCUGCUUGUUUCGAAGCUCCUAAGGAAAGACAUCGAAUAAAACAGCUUCUAGCUCAACAGGAACUACUCUUCCCCUGCAUUUAUCUCAACAUCAAGACUUCUAUUCUGCCCUUAAUGAGUAUUGAUCAACCCUUUGUCGAGAAGAAACUCUUUGGGAAACAAAGUUACAUAGAGAAAAAGGGUAAAAAGAGUGAGCGAAGUUGAAAUUGUUUCAAACCACUACGGUCUAAAAAAGAGUUUUUUUUUUAAAGCUUAACAUGGGAUAAAAUUGCUUUAGCAACAAUGAUUUUGUGGCUCAGUUUAAGUUGGUUUAAGUUACUUCGUGGUUUAUAUCGUGUGUUGGUAUUAAUAAUACAUGAAAAUUUAAAGCA